Aspergillus tubingensis is the source of this 963-nucleotide messenger RNA. RefSeq names its product ankyrin repeat domain-containing protein. The coding region runs from base 1 to 963 and encodes 320 amino acids. The transcript has a single exon. The record is from RefSeq and is a predicted model, not a curated record. Lineage: Eukaryota; Fungi; Ascomycota; Eurotiomycetes; Eurotiales; Aspergillaceae. Gene Ontology annotation, cellular component: cytoplasm; nucleus. Gene Ontology annotation, molecular function: protein binding.
AUGAAUCGACCCAACAUACAUCCGAUUGGAGUGGGCCUCCUCGAACUUCCCACAGAGCUCCUGCUCUACAUGGCCGAUUAUCUCCCCAGCCAGGGGGACCUAAACGCCCUCAUCCAAACCAACCAGCAACUCUACCACAUGCUCCAGGCUUGUCUCUACCACCACAAUGUGAAGUACCACCACAGCGUCGCGCUCCUAUGGGCUGCCGCGCGGAAUCGGGCCGACAUGAUGCAGGCCAUCCUCGCGAUCCCAGGCUGUAAUCCCAACAUCCGCUGCCCCUCCUCAUUCCAGACUUCCUUGAUUAUCGCCGCGCGGCAUGGCCACGCCGAAGUCGUCCGCUUACUACUCGACAGGUCCUCCGUGGAUGUCAACGCGCAGGACGAUAACGGCGACACAGCGUUAGCGGCGGCCGCCAGUGCAGGGUAUAUCGUCAUCGUGAGGCUCCUGCUGCGCGACGCGCGUGUGGAUGUAAAUCGCGAGGACUGGGACGGCCGGACACCUCUUGCCCAGGCAGCAAUUGCGGGUUCGACGGAGGUGGUCCGGCUUUUGCUGGAGGAAGAGGCAAUCGAGCCCGAUGCACCGGAUUCUGAGAACUGGACGCCGCUGGCUUUCGCGGCAGCAGGGGGACAUAUCGAGAUUGUGCGGUGCUUGCUUCAGCUUCCGUCACGGGUGAAUGCGAAUGUCCGGGACUGGGAUGGGGCGACUCCGCUUAUGUGGGCGGCGCGGCGCGGUGCGGCGGCCGCGGUGGAGCUGCUGCUUAGCUGUGAGGAUGUAGAUGUCACAAUAAGGGAUGAGGAGGGGCGAACAGCGUUGAUGUGGGCGGUGGAGACUGGGCAUCAAGAGCUGGUGCCGCUUUUUGAUGCCUACGCGGGUUAUAAGAGCGUACGGGUCGAUGAACCAGGGGAUGGCUUUUGCGGCCAGCAGGAGAAUCAUUGUAAGAGUCUCGUCCCCCAAAAUUGCUAG